CCUGGGCGGCGAGCGGGGGACUUGGAGGCGGCCCGCACAGUGGCUGCGAGAGGCUCUGCUGCCGCCAAAGCUUCAGGGCCCGGGAGAGCGCGCGCCGGCCCUCCUGGAAGCUCCAGCCCCCGCAGGACCGCGCCUGCAGCGAAGUGGAAAAGAGCCCGCGGGACCCUGGGCUUUGGAGCCAGCCUACCGCGCCCUGCGCCCGAGGCCGCGGUGUCCUGAAGACUGCGCCGCGACGGCCGCCGGCGGGACUCGAAGGCCGGUGCCUCACUCCCGCGCCCAGGCCCUACCCAGCGUCUUCGGCCGCCCCUAGGCCCUGGGGUGGAUCCGGCCCCUCCUCCACCACCUCCCGGAACAACCAAAAAUUCAAUUUGGGAUCUUCCUGAGUAAACAAGAGCCUAGCAUCUUUUGCUCAAUGAUGGAUUUAAUACGUACCUAUUCUUGAGGGAUUUUUUUUAAACAUUUGAUUUUUUUAAUCUUUAUUUUUGUGACGGUCCCUCACCUGUACAUUAUUAUUUUUUGUGAUUAUUAUUUUCUCUCCGCGCAUUGCUCCUUGACCCGCGAGUGAGAAAAAAAAGGACUCAGAAGCUGAGAGCUCGCAGGAACGAUGUAUCAGAGCCUGGCCAUGGCCGCCAACCACGGCCCCCCUCCGGGGGCCUACGACGCGGGCGGCCCCGGCGCUUUCAUGCACAGCGCGGGCGCCGCGUCCUCGCCGGUCUACGUGCCCACCCCGCGGGUGCCCUCCUCGGUGCUGGGCCUGUCCUACCUCCAGGGCGGAGGCGGGGGUGCUGCGUCCGGAGCCACCUCGGGCGGCAGCUCGGGGGCGGCCGCGUCGGGUGCCGGGCCCGGGACCCAGCAGGGCAGCCCGGCCUGGAGCCAGGCGGGAGCCGAGGGAGCAGCCUACACUCCGCCGCCGGUGUCGCCGCGCUUCUCCUUCCCGGGCACCACGGGGUCCCUGGCGGCCGCCGCCGCCGCCGCCGCGGCCCGGGAAGCCGCAGCCUACAGCAGCGGCGGCGGGGCGGCGGGCCUGGCCGGCCGCGAGCAGUACGGCCGUGCGGGCUUCGCCGGCUCCUACUCCAGCCCCUACCCGGCCUACAUGGCCGACGUAGGUGCCUCCUGGGCCGCGGCUGCCGCUGCCUCGGCCGGUCCCUUCGACAGCCCGGUCCUGCAUAGCCUGCCCGGCCGCGCUAACCCCGCCGCCCGACACCCCAAUCUCGUAGAUAUGUUUGAUGACUUCUCAGAAGGCAGAGAGUGUGUCAACUGUGGAGCCAUGUCCACCCCACUCUGGAGGCGGGAUGGGACGGGGCACUACCUAUGCAAUGCCUGCGGCCUCUACCACAAGAUGAACGGCAUCAAUCGGCCUCUCAUCAAACCCCAGCGCCGGCUGGUAAGCAAGUGCUUGGACCACUCAACCACCACCACCACGCUGUGGCGCCGCAACGCAGAGGGUGAGCCCGUGUGCAACGCCUGUGGCCUGUACAUGAAGCUCCACGGCGUCCCCAGGCCUCUUGCGAUGCGGAAAGAGGGGAUUCAAACCAGAAAACGGAAGCCCAAGAACCUUAAUAAAUCUAAGACAGCAGCAGGUCCUGCGGGCAGUGAGAGCCUUCCUCCCACCAGUGGCGCUUCCAGCAACUCCAGCACUGUGGCCAGUAGCAGUGGUGAAGAGAUGCGCCCCAUCAAGACAGAGCCCGGGCUGGUGUCCCACUAUGGGCACGGCAGCUCCAUGUCCCAGACGUUCUCAGUCAGUGCAAUGUCUGGCCAUGGGCCCUCCAUCCACCCGGUCCUCUCAGCCCUGAAGCUGUCCCCACAAGGCUACGCGUCCUCUGUCAGCCAGUCACCACAAGCCAGCUCCAAGCAGGACCCUUGGAACAGCCUGGCCUUGGCUGACAGUCACGGGGACAUAAUCACUGCAUAAUGUCACCUCCCUCCCUCCUCAGAUUCCUGCGUGGACUUACGACUUGGAGCACAGCAGAGAUGAGGCCCUGAGCUCCCAGCGGCUGGCCUCCUCUGUCUGGAAAUAACUCCAGAACAACUGGGAAGAAACUUGAAGUCGACAAUUUGGUUAGGGGAAGUGGGUGUUGGAUUUUAAUCAGAGGGCUUUUCAAGGUGGGGUGCUGGAAAGAGCCCAGACUGAUCUGGAAGCACCCACCCUUCACUAGGAGCUCACUUCAGUCCCUUCUGUGGAGUUAGAGACUUCUUUCUUGUUUUCUGCCCCACUCCACCCCUGACAAGAGAUGAGAUGUCCUUCUCCCCUACCUUUCCACCACUGUGGCCUAAGGUGGUGGUUUUUCCAUGGUGUUCCCAGCACCAGGGAUCUGAGGGCGGAUGCAGGGGCAGGGCACUGGGACCCCUGCUCCAGCCUGAGCCAGGGCAUCUGUUUGACAUGCAUUUGGAUGUGACAGGCCCCUUUGGGCAGCUCCUGCCCUUGCCCAACACUCCCUUUCCAGCUCAACACACCCCCUGCAUUCCUCCAUACUGAAUCUUGACUCCAGAAAUGCUGGGUGUAGCACCAGUGUUACUGGGUGCUCCGUGGAGAGAUGGAGAUGGAGGAGAGGCUGCUUUAUUCACCACACAGUACGGGCUUCUGCAAAAUUGCACCUUGGCAACUUCGCCUCCCCCACGUUCCUUUCCCGGUUCACGGCCUCAUCCCUUCGCUUCUUCUCUUCACCCCAAGGCCGCUGAAAAUAAAAAUCCCUUCCACUGCUCUGAGUGAUUUAGAUUCAGCUCUGCCUUCAGCUUGAAAAUGUCGCUUCCUCAGCAAAACAAGAGCUCUACAGAUCAGCCAAACAGCAGCUCCCCUCAAGCCGGCCCUUGCCCACCAAAUCCUUCCUCCACCCCAUCAUGCACAGGGGGUUCUGACUAAGAACAAAAGAGGUUCUGCUGCUAAAGCAAGUUUGACUAGCACUCAUCUAAGACUUGAGAUCCUUCUGGAGAGGCUAUCCGGUGGACACUGUCUGGGGCUGGGGCAGGCACUGUUGGGGGGCGGGGUCUUCUGUGGAUACUGACUCGCUUGCACUCGACUCUUGCUGACAUCACUCUUGCUCUGCGGAGAUGUGCCUCUUGGUCAGACAGCUGGUGGAGUCCAUCCAGAGCUCCUGCACCCACGUCCUCUCCAGCAAAAAUCUUAUCCAUGAGACAAAAAGCUAGGGAUUUUGCAACACAAAUGCAAAGCAAACAAACCCACAAAAACUCAUGGAAAGAAAGACAACGACUGAUAAGAGAAGACACUGAGGUGGCCUGGAGGGUUUGCCAGCUCUGGGCUGGUUGGAUUUGGCCUUCUCCCCACAUUGCUGUUCCUGCCUGUGACACUGGGGCUCACAAAGACUCCUUCCUGUCCUCCUGGGGCCUUACUGUGUCCUACCCCAAAACACCCAGCCCCCCACCCUCAAAUCCUACAGGCUGUAGCAGAGAAUAUCUCUAAACCAAGAUUCUGUUUUAAUCAUCAUUUACAUUGCUUUCUUUCAUGAAGGCCACCCUCAUAUACCUUCCCUAACCCACAAACCUGUUAACAUUGUCUUAAGGUGAAAUGGCUGUAAAAUCAGUAUUUAACUAAUAAAUUUAUCUGUACUCCUUCCUUUCUCCUCCCUCAGAGGUUUUCCUGGGAGGUUUGCUGCUGCCCCUUGCAAGGCAGUCUUGAGUCACGGAGUCCCCUUCGCUGAUCCGCUCACAGGCUGCAUCUAAACCCAUUUUCUCCCUUCACUCACUUUUGGCAGCUGGCCAGGACUUUCUCUGUAAGUGAUGGUGACGCGUGAAAGGAACACUCAUCCUGGCCCUGCUACUGACUAGUUUGAGACCUUGACAGGUAACCUCUAGGCUUUGGUUUCCUAGGAGAGGGUUGGACCAGCCUCUAACUACAGUUCCUAUGGCCCAACAGUUCACCCAAUAAAGGCGGGCCAUUUUUAGAGCUCCCUUUGGGAACACCAGGACUGGAGCAGAGGCCGAGCUGCGGGGCAGUGAUCUCUAGCCCACGUGAGUUAAAAUAUGUGCCAGAGGGUCAUCCUGAGGUGUCCUCCCACUUCCAUUUUCCACUUCCCCUUUACAGUUUGCUCCAAAUGAGCCCUCUGAGGGGCAGGUGAUCCUCCACACCAGUGGGAGAGGAGAUGAAACUUCUCCUUUAUCCAUUUGUCUUCAACCCUCUUAGGCUAUAGAAAUGCUUAAUUGCUUCAUAUUAAAAGUGAGGUGGGGGUGGGAGCAAUGGUCCCAAGGCCACCCGCUGACUUGGAACCUGUGGAAAAGGGACCAGAAAAGCAAAUCCACCCCUACUCAGAACUGUUUAUGAUGGCUUCCUGCCUCUCACAACUGACUUACACCAAACCCACUGGGCAACUGGUGGGUGGCCUUUGGCUUUUCACAGCACCCCUGUUAUUUUUGAGCAGGUCAGGAAAAAAGUAUAAUAACCAUUCUAUGUAAAAUCAGAAAGUCUUUUACAUUUGCUAAGAAAUAGCCAAACCUAUUAAAUGUAGUGACCAGAAGGACGAGUAGCAGAUAGCUCUAGCAACUAAGAGUAACCAAAGAGCUUCAAAACCAAAGAUAAGACCCACCAGGAUUUAUGUUGGCCUUGGGAAGUACAUGUUUUCUGAUGAUGAGGGCUUUGCUGAAGACAUUCUGCCAUUUCUCUUUAGGAAUGGCUUCCAGGACAAAAUGAUAUACAAUACCAGAAGACUGACCUCAUACCUUAUAUAUAGUUAUAACUUGUGCUUUUCCCCAGAUCAUAUAAUCCAGCUUGGUUCAGCCUCCUCGCUUACCAGACUUGGUUGCUUUUCCAAAUGCCUCCUCAGAGGACAUCGUUCUGAUAUUCUAAAGGAUGCAAUUCUUGGAUGGCUGAGAAGUGGCUGGGGGAAGGAUGUGGGGGGCUGGCAAUGAUGGUGUCAUCAGUAUAAACGUCUGGCCUAAUAUGGCGAGUGCAGCAGCCAAUGUGCAUAUGUCCAGGCUAAGAAACCCCUCAUGUUCCCUUACAGCCUCCCUUCUUGCUAUGACAAACUUUUGAGGCAGAGGUUAAAUCAUUUUAACAGUUGGAGAGCAUUAAUCCUUAAUAUUUGACUUUUGAGUGCCUUUAAGGGGGUGAGUAGUAGCGGAAGUAGCUGUGAUUAUGUUUGGCUUGGGUUUGACAGGAGUGAAAAUAAGUUUAUAUUCACUGAACAUGCACCAAAUGGAGCUGGGGUGGGGGUUAUUUGGAUGAGCCCACCCCACCCCCAAGACUGCAGAAGUUGACAUACUGAAGAGGAUACUGAGUGCAUGAGAAACAGCCAUCUGGACAUCUGCUUUUGGAGUGGAGGUGGUUGGUUUUUGUUUUUAAAUCCCUUUCUGACAUUGGACACUAUGGUUCAGAUUGCAUCAUUGCCCUGCUUGAAGUUAGAACACAAAAAUGCCAUCACCCCAUGACCAAGGACCUCAAAUCUUCAAGGGUUAGCUUGGGAAGUGGGGCCUUCAGGAAUCUGUCCUCUUGUUUCAGUUGCUGAGGCCUCUGACCUGUAGCCUCCUGGAAGUGCUGCUGUUCUAUACCACUCUGGCUGCAGUGUGACUUUCAUAUCCCUUCCAGUAGCUGCAGCAGUGGCAUUUGCAAAAAGACUACUCAAUAACAAGGAAAGCUAAAUAAUCCAAGCAAAAAUGACAUUAAAACGCACCUAAUGUUUCAAAGUCCAGUUUCUUUUGGUCUGUGCAUUGCCAUCUCACUCUUCUGGUUGAAGCCUGGGAGAUUGUGGG
Hipposideros armiger (great roundleaf bat) is the source of this 5700-nucleotide messenger RNA. RefSeq names its product GATA binding protein 4 (gene GATA4). The transcript is spliced from 7 exons. Gene Ontology annotation, cellular component: nucleus. NCBI's taxonomy places the organism in Eukaryota, Metazoa, Chordata, Mammalia, Chiroptera, Hipposideridae. Gene Ontology annotation, biological process: positive regulation of transcription by RNA polymerase II; cell fate commitment; negative regulation of transcription by RNA polymerase II. The record is from RefSeq and is a predicted model, not a curated record. The coding region runs from base 605 to 1912 and encodes 435 amino acids. Gene Ontology annotation, molecular function: RNA polymerase II cis-regulatory region sequence-specific DNA binding; zinc ion binding; DNA-binding transcription factor activity, RNA polymerase II-specific.